AUGAUUGCUGCUGCUGCACUGGUGGCUGCCGUUAUCAUUGCAGUUGCUGUGACCGUCCCACUUCUUGUCACCAGAAAACACAGCUCGUCGAAUACAUCCGGUGGAGGAAAGGGUGGCGGUGGUGGUGGUGGUGGUGGCAGUGGUGGGAUUACUGGUGGGAAUGGAUCCGUUAUCACAACUGAAGAUGGUACCAAGUUUACGUACAUCAACGAAUUUGGGGGUUUCUGGGUGGACGAUCCGAAUAAUCCAUUCAAUAACAAUGCCCAAGCCCAGAGUUGGGUGCCCCCUCUCAAUCAGUCUUGGGAUUACGUCAACAACCGUAUCUUUGGUGUCAACCUUGGGGGCUGGCUGGCUUUGGAGCCAUUCAUUACACCUGCGUUCUUCGAGAAAUAUAAUGGUACCGUCGACGAAUGGACCCUCUCGCUUGCGAUGGAUGCAGACACGGCCAGCGGAGGGUCGCGGAAGCAAUUAGAGGAGCACUACAAAACGUUCAUUACGGAACAAGAUUUUGCUGAGAUUGCGGGUGCUGGCCUCGGCUGGGUCCGUAUCCCCCUUCCUUUCUGGGCUAUUGAGGUCAGAAACAACGAACCAUUCCUUGAGGGGGUCGCCUGGCAGUACUUCCUCAAAGCCGUCAAAUGGGCUCGCAAAUAUGGACUUCGAAUUAACCUCGACCUCCAUACCAUUCCCGGCUCCCAAAAUGGAUACAACCACUCUGGCAGGAUAGGACAGAUCAACUUCCUUAUGGGCCCCAUGGGUAUUGCGAAUGCUCAACGUGCUCUUGACUAUAUCCGAAUCAUCACCGAGUUCAUAUCUCAGCCUGAAUAUAGCAACGUCAUACCUUUCUUUGGAUUCAUUAACGAACCACGCACCAAAAAUAUCACAGUGGACGUUAUCAGCCACUUUUAUCUGGAGACGCACGAUAUGAUUAGGAACAUCACGGGCUACGGUACAGGGAAUGGAGCAUAUCUCUCUAUACAUGACGGGUUUACUGGUGUCGGCUCUUGGUCUGGGUAUAUGCGUGGAGCGGAUAGGCUGGUGCUGGAUUCACACCCAUAUUUCGCCUUCGGCUCCGCGGUGGAUGCGCGUCCGCUUGCAGAGCAGGUUUAUAAGCCUUGCACAGCAUGGGCGCGAGGGUUCAACAAAAGUAUGAUAGAUUUCGGCAUCACCAUUGCCGGAGAGUGGAGUUUGAGCUUUAACGAUUGCGGAAAAUGGGUCAAUUUCGUCGGGUAUGGCACCCGAUGGGAAGGUACCUACCCCGGAUCCACAAAGGUUUAUGGAAACUGCUCGGACUGGACCAAUUGGCCUGCUUUCAACACUACCACAAAGCAAGAGUUGUUGCAAUUUGCGCUAAGCUCAAUGGAUAGCUUCCCUCACUGGUUCUUCUGGACGUGGAAGAUCAGCAAUAGCUCCCUUACCGGGAAGGUGGAGGCUCCGAUGUGGACAUACAAGCUUGGACUCGACCAGGGCUGGUUGCCCAAAGAUCCCCGCAACUCGUACGGGACCUGCGAAAACGCAGGAGUGAACUCCCCUGUCACGCAAACUAUCGAUCCAUCCGCUACUGGUUCCCUUACCGCUGGAGCGAUUGUUCCCACCUUCCGCUUGUCAUAUGGGCAGUGGCCACCCGCGACCCUCGUCAAUAUCUCAGAUGCGGGUGCCCUCCCCACAUAUACUUAUACAGGUGCCGUACCCACGUUGCCUGUCCCAACGUUCACAGCAAAGAACGGGACGAAGAUCAGCGGGGCACUGUCUCCUGUGAAUGUGACAGGGUGCGAGUAUCCUGAUGCAUGGCUCGCUGCAACGCCACCAGUGCCUAUCGCUACAACGAUGGUCUGUUCAAGUAGUCGGGGCAGAUCGCUUGUGCCCACCCCUACACCCACAUCCUAA
Messenger RNA from Cantharellus anzutake, 1884 nucleotides. RefSeq names its product glycoside hydrolase superfamily. Gene Ontology annotation, cellular component: extracellular region; cell surface. Bases 1 to 1884 code for a protein of 627 amino acids. The record is from RefSeq and is a predicted model, not a curated record. The transcript is spliced from 8 exons. Gene Ontology annotation, biological process: glucan catabolic process. NCBI's taxonomy places the organism in Eukaryota, Fungi, Basidiomycota, Agaricomycetes, Cantharellales, Hydnaceae. Gene Ontology annotation, molecular function: beta-glucosidase activity.